Daucus carota subsp. sativus is the source of this 3899-nucleotide messenger RNA. Its product is annotated as protein FLOWERING LOCUS D. The transcript has 5 exons. The record is from RefSeq and is a predicted model, not a curated record. Gene Ontology annotation, molecular function: oxidoreductase activity; protein binding. Bases 136 to 3291 code for a protein of 1051 amino acids. NCBI's taxonomy places the organism in Eukaryota, Viridiplantae, Streptophyta, Magnoliopsida, Apiales, Apiaceae.
CACAAAAUUAUGUAAUCUCAUGGAGUACAAGCUAAAUACAAAAUCCCCCUUCUUCUGCAAUCUACACGUACAAACACACUGAGCUAUCUCUAUUUUCACAGUUGAUUAAUCAAGAAUUUCAUAAUAAUAACAACAAUGAACCCAUCUUCUUCUUCAAAUCAAAACCCACUUCAAUUUUCAAUCUUAUAUCCCCAAUCAAACCCUAACCCUAAUUUCACCCCCAAUUCGAUUUCAGACACCCAAAAUGACCCAGAUUACUAUCCCAGCUCAAUUUCAAACCCUAAUUUGACUAAUUACAUUUCACUCUCGAUUCCCAAGAAACGGAGAAGGGGGAGAUCAAGAACCAAUGCUGCUUCAAGCCCAUCUCAUGACCAGGUUUAUCAAAUGCCUAAUUUGAUUUCUAGUGGCAGUAAUGUAAUUAAUGGUACUAAUGGGGUUGUUUAUGGGAAUAGUGGUAAUGGGGUUGUUGAUGUUUCUGAUGAGAUUAUUGUGAUUAAUAAGGAUGCUACUAAUGAGGCUUUAAUUGCUUUAACUUCCGGGUUUCCGGCUGAUUCGUUAACUAGUGAGGAGAUUGAUGGUGGGGUUGUUAGUGUGGUUGGUGGGAUUGAGCAAGUUAAUUAUAUUUUGAUUAGGAAUCAUAUUAUUACGAGGUGGCGGGAGGAUGUGUUUAGUUGGGUUACGAAAGAGAUGUUUCUUGAUGUUAUACCUAAGCAUUGUAGGGGACUUUUGGAUAAGGCGUAUGAUUAUUUGUUGUCGCGGGGGUUUAUUAAUUUUGGGGUUGCGCCAGCUAUUAAGGAGAAGAUUUUGGGGGAGGCGAGUAGGUCAAAUGUGAUUAUUAUUGGGGCAGGGCUUGCCGGGUUGGCUGCGGCUAGGCAGUUGAUGUCGUUUGGGUAUAAAGUUACGGUUUUGGAGGGGAGGAAACGGGCGGGUGGACGUGUGUAUACGAAGAAAAUGGAUGGGGCGAAUAAGACUGCUGCUGCUGAUUUGGGAGGGAGUGUUUUGACGGGUACGCUUGGUAAUCCACUCGGGAUUUUGGCUAAGCAGCUUUCAUAUCCACUUCAUAAAGUGAGAGAUAAGUGUCCACUUUAUAAUGUGGAUGGAAAACCGGUUGAUCCAGAUUUGGACACGAAAGUGGAAAUUGCUUAUAAUCAAAUUUUGGACAAAGCGAGUAGUCUUAGGCAAUUAAUGGGAGAAGUCUCACAGGAUGUUUCCCUUGGAGCAGCGUUGGAGAGUUUAUGGCCUGUGGAUGGAAUUGCGGGGAAUGAAGAAGCCACUAAAUUGUUCAAUUGGCACAUUGCAAAUUUGGAAUAUGCAAAUGCUGCCCUGGUUUCUAAACUUUCACUUGCAUUCUGGGAUCAGGAUGAUCCAUUUGAUAUGGGAGGGGACCAUUGCUUUUUACCUGGAGGAAAUGGAAGGCUAGUGCAAGCUUUAUCUGAGAAUGUGCCAAUACAGUAUGAAAAAAUUGUGCAUACCAUUCGUUAUGGUGGUCAUGGUGUGCAAGUUAUUUCUGGGGGACAGAUCUAUGAGGGUGAUAUGGCUCUUUGCACUGUUCCUCUAGGGGUUCUGAAAAGUGGCUCUAUCAAAUUUAUUCCAGAGUUACCUCAAAGAAAGCUUGAAGGUAUUAAACGAUUAGGGUUUGGUUUGUUAAACAAAGUUGCCAUGCUUUUUCCAUACGUGUUUUGGGGUACCGAUCUCGACACAUUUGGGCAUCUUACUGAUGAUCAAAGCAGCCGGGGGGAGUUUUUUCUGUUCUACAGCUAUGCAACUGUAGCUGGAGGACCACUCUUGAUUGCUUUAGUUGCAGGAGAAGCUGCACACAAGUUUGAGAGCAUGCCGCCCACUGAUGCCGUGACCCAGGUUCUCCAAAUUCUGAAAGGCAUAUACAAACCUAAAGGAAUUGAUGUUCCAGAUCCCAUACAAACGGUCUGUACAAGGUGGGGUAGUGAUCCUUUUAGCUUGGGCUCGUACUCUAAUGUUGCUGUGGGGGCAUCAGGAGAUGACUAUGAUAUCUUAGCAGAAAGUGUGGGAGAUGGACGACUUUUCUUUGCGGGAGAGGCUACCACCAAGCGUUACCCAGCAACUAUGCAUGGAGCUUUUCUUACUGGACUAAGAGAAGCUGCAAACAUGUCGCAUUAUGCUAGCAACAGGGCAAUGAGGACCAAAGUGCAGAGGAAUACAUUAAAAAACACACACUCCUGUGCUUGCCUUCUGGCAGAUUUAUUCAGAGAACCAGAUCUAGAGUUUGGAUCUUUUUCAGUAAUCUAUUGUAAAAAAAACUCUGAUCCCAAGUCGGUGGCAAUUUUGAGGGUGAAAUUUGGUGAACCGCAAAAAAAGAAUGAAGGUUCAAGACCAGAUCAGCAGCAUUCCAGCAGUCUACUUGUUCAGCAGCUCCAGACUCACUUCAAUCAACAGCAGGAGUUUCAUGUUUAUACGCUGUUAUCAAGGCAACAGGCACUUGAGCUGAUGGAUGUGAGAGGGGGUGAUGAGAUGAGGUUGAAUUAUUUGUGUGAAAAUCUUGGAGUAAAGUUAAUUGGUAGAAAAGGCCUAGGGCCUUCUGCAGAUUCUGUUAUUGCAUCCAUUAAGGCCGAGAGGGGAAACCGCAGACCUGCUUCAACUUCUCUGACUCUGAAAUCAGGUACAUCAAAAUUUAAGCCUGCCAAUUUGAAGCAAAAGAUGAUCAGAAAGGCUAAAGUACUGGGUAACAGCAGCAAUGGCUCUACAAUAUCGAAUAAAGGCCUAGGGGUUAAGAUGGUUGACCAUGGAAUUGAUUCUUCUAGUUCCAACUUGUCCUCGACUUCCAAUAAAGGCGUAGGGCUCAUGAUGGUUGACCAUGGAAUUGAUUCUUCUACUUCAAACUUUUCUUCUUCUUCAAACUUUUCUUCUACCACUCCCAAUAAAGGCCCAGGGCUCAAGUUGGUUGACCAUGGAAUUGAUUCUUCUACUUCAAACGUUUCAUCUACCACUUCCGGUAAAGGCCUAGGAUUAAGAAUUGUUGACCAUGGAAUUGAUUCUUCUACCCCGAAUUUUUCCUUUGCCUCUUCAAAUAAAGGCCUAGGGCUCAAGAUAGUUGACCAUGGAAUUGAUUAUUCCACUCCUUUAAGCUUUCCAGUUGGUACAAAAGCAAUAAGCAAUGAAAAUAUCACUACUCCUUUUCCCGGUUCAAAUGGUGGGGCUAAAGAAGUAAUGUGUAUUAGCAGUGGUCCUACUCCUGAUAAUACUAAACCCUCCUCUAUGACUCCACCUUCCAGCUCAGAUAUGGAAACUGUUAACUAUUUUGGAGGAUUGCAGUAGCAGAAAUUGAGCAUAACUGACUCAGAAUCCCUAGAGCGCCUCUGAAUGGCAUCUUCAUUAAAGACGCCUCGGUGUCGUUGGGCCUCCAAAUUGUCAACUAGGCGUGUAUCAGGGGUCGCCUAAUUCCCCAGUUUAAGGAGUGCAGCCUGAUUUAACCAAAUGAUCAUUGGGUUGCAUGUCAGCAUGGAAACACCUACUCCCGAGUCUCACUCAAAUGAGGGAGGAUAAAAAUGUAAGCAAUGUGCAGAAGAGAGAUAUCAUGCAUAUAGAUAUGCUUCAUCCAACUGAUUUUCUAGCAAAGAGAACCCUAUGUGAAGUUUCCCUUGCAAAAGUCCGCCUAUAAUUGUUACACCAAGACUUCAUGGGUUCAGCAUAAAAUCUUCUCCCUUCUCGGGUCUCAAAUUUAUUUGAUUACACUUUGGAUGGCAAGUUGCCACUUUCUUGGCAUAUAUUUUAUCCUAGGGAAUUCGACCCUCUGCUGGAUAAUUUCGGAUCGUCUCUUACUGUGCAGAAAUUAAAUUGAUUCUUUAGUUCCAGUGUAAACAUUUAGCUAUAGUUGAAAAGACUACAACCGUUUUUAGCGUCUCUUAUGACAUUACCGUUAUUAA